AUGGUCCUCACACGAUCAAAGUCUGGGAAGAUACAAGAGUGCGCAUGCUGCUGCGAAUCGAAGAAGGCCGACGAGUUCGCGCCAAAGCCACCAACAGAAGCUUGUGAGCACGGCGUGACGACAUGCCUUGAUUGUCUUCGGCACUGGUGGACUGCGAGCAUCAACAACCAUUACUGGCCUGUGUUCAGCUGCCCAGACUGCUCUGAAAAGCUUGUCGGAAGCAAGGAGUAUUUGAACAAUAACAUGCUCGAAAAAGACAGUGACCGGUACGAUUAUCUGCACGAGCGCAUCAGAAAUGGUGCCAAUCCAGACUACAAAUUCUGCUUGCAGUCAGGCUGCAAUUCCGGACAGAUUUACCACGAAUCAGACCUCCUCGUUUGCAAAAGCUGUAACUCUGCAUCUCAAGAGGACUACCAGCAGACAACAGCUGAACGCAGAAUGGAGAACGAGCAAAGCGAGGAGUAUAUCGAGAAGGCGAAAGUGGAGGGAAGGAUCGUUGCGUGCCCGAAUUGCGCGUGUCCGAUCGAGACUUACGGGCGCGCCAUGAGGGCGAAAUGCACGCGGUGCAUUCACAGCUUCUUGUGGGACUGUGGGAUUGGUGUGGCGGGAUGGGAGAUGGAUGGCGUGGUGGGAGGUGGCGGAGCGGAGAGCGUUGGCGAGGCGGGCGAUUCGCGCAUGAAGCGGGUGAUGUUCCCCGAGGAUGAGGCAUCCCACCGCCUUAUAAGGCCAAUGUCGACUGAGCUCGGACCAGAAGUAGCUGGAAAAGGACCAUCACGUGCAUGA
This is a messenger RNA of Ramularia collo-cygni, 783 nucleotides long. RefSeq lists its product as uncharacterized. Lineage: Eukaryota; Fungi; Ascomycota; Dothideomycetes; Mycosphaerellales; Mycosphaerellaceae. The record is from RefSeq and is a predicted model, not a curated record. The transcript has a single exon. The coding region runs from base 1 to 783 and encodes 260 amino acids.